This is a messenger RNA of Alnus glutinosa, 1767 nucleotides long. RefSeq lists its product as uncharacterized. The transcript has a single exon. Bases 235 to 1668 code for a protein of 477 amino acids. The record is from RefSeq and is a predicted model, not a curated record. NCBI's taxonomy places the organism in Eukaryota, Viridiplantae, Streptophyta, Magnoliopsida, Fagales, Betulaceae. Gene Ontology annotation, molecular function: protein binding.
CAUUUCACACCAGGGAGAGAGAAAGUAAGAAGCUCCUCCUCCCUCCGGAGUCCAAUCGCAGUCAACAACACGUCACUCUCUUAUCCUCCUCUCCGUCCGGCUCUCCCCCACACUCUCCCAAAAUCAAACCCCAGUGGCCCCCACCCUGCCCACCGAAACAAUCCCACAUAUUACUCCAUAACUCCAACAUCUGUACAACCACCUGUGCUCCAUUCCUUUCAUUCAGAUUCAGCCAUGGAGAACUACUCCUUCAACUCCUAUCCGGAUUCCGGCGAAUCUUCCCCGCGCUCCAGGGAGAUAGACUUCGAGAACCCUCCGCCGUGGGACGAUCAGCAGCAGCCUCCUAACUACAAGGCCAAGUUCAUGUGCAGCUAUGGCGGCAAGAUCCACCCUCGCCCCCACGAUAACCAGCUCUCCUAUCUCGGCGGCGAGACCAAGAUCCUCGCCGUCGACCGCUACAUCAAGUUCGACGCCAUCAUCUCCAAGCUCUCCUCUCUCUGCGCCGACGCCGAGGUCGCCUUCAAGUACCAGCUCCCCGGCGAGGACCUCGACGCCUUGAUCUCCGUCACCAACGACGAUGACCUUGACCACAUGAUGCACGAGUACGACCGCCUCUACCGCGCCUCCGCCAAGCCCGCCAGGAUGAGGCUGUUUGUGUUUCAGGCGCCGGCCCCUAAUCAGUCUUCUUCCAGUUUCGGAUCCGAGGGGGGCAGGUCCGAUCGGGAACGCUUCGUGGACGCUCUCAAUUCGGGUCCGACCGAGCCGCCCAAAGCUCAGGCGCAGAACGACGUCGACUUUCUCUUCGGCUUGGACAAAGGCGUCCCGCCGCCACAACCAGCGGCGAAUCUCCGAGAUUCCGUGCCCGAACCCGUGGCGCCACCGCAUACGGAAUUUCAGUCCCGGGCGGUUCACGGGGACCGGGUCUACGGGUCGGACACGGCCAACCCGGUUGAUAUGCAGAGGCAAUUGCAGGAAUUGCAGAGACUGCACAUUGGGGAUCAGGAACAGUCGGUGAUGUACACGAGAAAGAGCGAUGAGAAUCUCGUGGGAGCAUAUCCCGGCGAUUACUACUUCCCCAAGGCACCGGAAAAGGCUCCUCCGGCAAACCUACCUCCCGCCUCCGGGUUCUGGACUGAAAAGCAAUUCUCAGGAGGGGGUUUUCCAGGGAGUGCACAGGGAGCACCAGACCAACCGAUGUACGUGUUCUCAGGCCCGGGGGGAACAGUCUACCAUGCACCACCGAUGGUCCGACCGAUGAACGCCCCAGCCAGUCAAGGAUACUACGCCAUGCAGCGCGUCCCGCCCGACGUUUACCGGGACCAACCGGUUUACAAUGUGGUCCCGCAACAGCAGUCCCAGCAACCACCUAUGUCUGCGGCGCCUCAGCAGGUUCUGCAGCAACAGCUUCCGAAGAUGACGGCGUACACGGAGGGGUACGGCAUGAUGCGCCCGAGUGGCGGCGGAGCUGUUGUGACUGACACUGGCGGCUACGCGCCAGCGGGAGCGACUGGAGGAUUCGACGGCGGGGUGGGGCGACCGGUGUACUACACGACCGCUACGGCGCCGUAUCACGGCGUCGGUGUGGCCGUUAGUUCUGAUAUGAGGCAAGCUGGCGCGUUGGGCCAGGAGGGUAAGGUGGUUAACAAGGUUUCACAACCCUCUGUGUGAUUAUAAUAAUAAUUUAGUUGCGUAGAUAAUACUCCCAAUAUAAAAUAAUAACCUAUGAGUUGAGUAUUUAUGUUAAUUUUGUGCUUUAUUUGUUUUCAA